AUGUUUCACAUGCUUGUUUUGUUCUGGUUGUGGUAUCUGAUUGGUGUGUUUGGAGAGUCAGUGUCCGUGAUGGAGGGAGAUUCUGUUGUUCUACACACUGAUGUUACUGAAAUACAUAAAAACGAUGACAUACAGUGGAUAUUUGGAGCUGAAAACAUUCUAAUAGCUGAAAUCAACACAGAGGUUGGAUUCUUCAACAUGUCUGAUGUUCUUGAUGGGAGAUUCAGAGACAGACUGAAGCUGAACAAACAAACUGGAUCUCUGACCAUCACAAACAUCACAACUCAACACUCUGGAGACUAUAAACUAGAGAUUAGUGGAGUAAAACUGUCAUCAAAAACAUUCAGUGUUUCUGUCUGCCGUCAUCUGCCCAUUCCUGUCAUAACUAGUAACUCUUCACAAUGUUCAUCAUCAUCAUCAUCAUCAUCAUCACAGCAGAAUUGUUCACUGUUGUGUUCAGUGGUGAAUGUGAGUCAUGUGACUCUCUCCUGGUACAAAGGAAACCGUUUAUUGUCCAGCAUCAGUGUGUCUGAUCUCAGCAUCAGUCUGUCUCUACCUCUGGAGGUGGAAUAUCAGGAUAAAAACACCUACAGCUGUGUGAUCAACAAUCCCAUCAGCAACCAGACUCUACAUCUGGACAUCAGUCAACUCUGUCACACAUGUGCAGAAGUCCACUAUUGUUGCGGUUUUACUGAAGCUCUAAUCCGAUUGGUCAUCUCUGCACUUGUGGGCGUGGCUGCUGUGGCUGUUCUGGUUUAUGACAUCAAAUCCACAAGAGGAGGAGACAAGAAGCAGAUACCAUAUAUAUUAUAA
Labeo rohita (rohu) is the source of this 813-nucleotide messenger RNA. Its product is annotated as SLAM family member 5. The transcript has 4 exons. Lineage: Eukaryota; Metazoa; Chordata; Actinopteri; Cypriniformes; Cyprinidae. Bases 1 to 813 code for a protein of 270 amino acids. The record is from RefSeq and is a predicted model, not a curated record.